Pogona vitticeps (central bearded dragon) is the source of this 1325-nucleotide messenger RNA. Lineage: Eukaryota; Metazoa; Chordata; Lepidosauria; Squamata; Agamidae. The record is from RefSeq and is a predicted model, not a curated record.
AUGGUUAAAGAAUUAGAAGAAUUUUUGAACUUCGCUGCAGUGGUGCUAGAAUACAUGGCUCCGAAUGAAUAUAUGAAACAAGAAGGGGAGCACGCACGCCAGAAGGUCAGAACACUUCCAACCUCCAGCCAUCACUUCUCUUCUGCCUGGACUGCACUAGGCACUCCGUUCCUUUGCACAAUGCCUGAACCGUAAAGGAAAUCCAAGAUCACAGCCUCACGCAAACUUCUUUUGAAGAGUUUGAUGCUGGCUAAAGCCAAAGAACAGUGGGAACAAGAGCAAGAGGACAAACAAGGAGAAAAACAGAGAUAUUUGGCAGAGAGAGUCGCACCUCUGCAUACCAGUGGACUUUCAUUUGCUCAGCUACAGGAUCUGUGCAGGGAGUUACAUAAUAAAAUAGAUGUGGUGGAUGAAGAGAGAUAUGACAUUGAAGCAAAAUGUAACCACAAUACACGAGAGAUUAAAGACCUAAAAUUGAAAGUGCUUGACCUCCGGGGAAAAUUCAAGCGUCCUCCUUUGCGGCGUGUCCGUGUCUCUGCUGAUGCCAUGCUGAGAGCUUUGCUUGGCUCAAAACAUAAAGUUUCCAUGGACCUGAGAGCCAAUCUCAAAUCUGUCAAGAAGGAGGAUACGGAAAAGGAACGUCCUGUAGAAGUGGGUGACUGGCGUAAGAAUGUGGAGGCCAUGUCAGGGAUGGAGGGAAGGAAGAAGAUGUUUGAUGCUGCCAAAUCUCCAACUGGACAGUGAAAAGUCCUGAAUGGAAAGAUGAAGACCACCUCCCACAAUGCCUGUGUACAUCUCUGCCCCUUUCUUUUGCCGAUUGGUGUUCCCCCAUUUUCUGCAUUAGGAGUAGAACUGAUGUCUUUAAGGACAUUAUUCAAGAAUUGUUAUGGUUUUGCAUUUCAGCAAUUCAUGAUCCCGUCAAACCAGCAAUAGGAACACUCAACCUCUUGCUAGCAUGAGUCAUACAAUGACCACCACAACUAUCAAGCAAUGCAGCCUUCCUUUCAAAACCAUUUCAGCUGUACUAGAGGCAUGCCAGUAGUUGGAUAAUGUGCAUAUAAGGUGAAAGUGGAAAGAGGACACUGUACCGUACAUGGUCCUCUGUAAAUGUACAGAAAACUGUAUUGAUGCUAUGUCAUAUCAACUAGAAUCAGUGAAGACCCUUGCUAGGGUAGGUCCUUUGGUGGCCUGCUCUUCUACUCCAGAAAGUCCUUUAGCUUUUUCCAUGGCAGUUUUUCUAUGUACAGUUUGGGUGCUGCAACAAUUAUUUCUCUCUCUGUAUCAUUAAACAAAACUAAACAAAACCCAGCAGCAUCAAGAAUGAA